AUGCCUGCUCGUAUCAUGCCACAUGUGACGUCCCUCCAGACAUGCUUCUGCACUGCCUGGGCUUCCUCUCUCCCACUCUCUGCUGUUGAUGCUGUUUUGCACUCUCCUUAUCCUGCCCUCCUCACUCGCCCCUCCCUGCUCGCCGCCCAUCACCACCGUGUCAUCAUGCCAAUGAGCCCCCCCUACCCGCUGCACCGCCUGCAGGUGCGAGUGCUGCUGCUGCCGCACCUACCACUGUACGUGCGGCUGCUGCAGGCGCACAUGGGCGUGCCAGGGCUCUGCUCCGCGCCACCCACCCCCGCCAAGCAGCAAGACGCCUGGCGGGUCUGGGGCGCCGUGCAGCAAGCAGCAUCAGUGGCGGUGGCGCCUCACCUGCGCCUCUACCACCCGGCGCUGCUGCCCCGCCUGCUGGAGGGCGGGGAGGUGGAGGGGGCAGCACAGGGUGGAGAGGGCGGUGGUGAAGGCGGCACACAUGCAAGCGGAGCAGCAGGGGCAGGGGGCGCAGCUGGGAUGGGUGGAGGGGCAUGGGGGAGGAUGAAGCGUGUUGGAGGGGGGGUGAGAUUCGCUGCCAGCCCGCGAGUAACUGUACCCGCCGUGCGCACCGUGCCCCCACUGCCGCCGCCGCUGCCCUAUGCGGCGGCGGGCAGGGAGGCAUCGCUGCUGCUCUUCUUCCCGGCGCUGCAGCGGGGGCAGCAGCGGGGGGUCGGGCUGGCGGGGCUGGACGGCUUCCACAUGGGGCUGGGCCAGGGGGGUUAUGACGAUGACGACAGCAGCGAGUGGGAGGCGGGUGGGGCGGGGCGGCUGUGGGAGGUGUCGGAGCGCGUGGGGCAGGUGGUGGUGAGCAGUGGGAAUGGCGGCGGGCGCGACUACGAAGUGGACGACGCUCCCACCAAGGCCGCUCUCGCAGCCCUGGCUGGGGUGCGCGGGGGUGCUGACACGCAAGGGCAGGGCGAUGUGGGGAGAAGUGAAAGUGGGGAGAAUGUGGGUUUGCUGGUUGAGGGGUUGGUUUACUUGUUAGGGGAUGCAAUGAUCCCUCUUGUACCCACCGCACCCUUGUUCAUGCAUCUGUAA
This is a messenger RNA of Closterium sp. NIES-65, 1071 nucleotides long. NCBI's taxonomy places the organism in Eukaryota, Viridiplantae, Streptophyta, Zygnematophyceae, Desmidiales, Closteriaceae. The record is from the annotation of a GenBank genome assembly.